Silurus meridionalis is the source of this 3780-nucleotide messenger RNA. It is a transcript of the gene agbl2, whose product is annotated as AGBL carboxypeptidase 2. The coding region runs from base 420 to 3380 and encodes 986 amino acids. The transcript is spliced from 24 exons. Gene Ontology annotation, molecular function: metallocarboxypeptidase activity; zinc ion binding. Lineage: Eukaryota; Metazoa; Chordata; Actinopteri; Siluriformes; Siluridae. The record is from RefSeq and is a predicted model, not a curated record. Gene Ontology annotation, biological process: proteolysis.
UGUUAUGCACCAAAAUGCUCCCCUGCCACAAACUGCCCCACUUAUCUCAUAAUUAUGAGAUAGUAAGGCAUAAUUAUGAGAGCAGGAUCUCAUAAUUAUGAGAUAAGUCAUAAUUAUUGAGAUAUUAACUCUUAAUUAUGAGAUAAUGAGUAUAUAUCUAAGUUGACUACAUUUUUCAUGGCGCCAUUUUGUUCUCCCAUUACUGCCACAUUUUUACUCUGUGCCGGAAGUGCUCAUGGUGUCCAUGGUUACGACGCCGACGUCAGUUGCCUAGCAACCGCAGAAAGAUUCUAAGAAGAAAUUCUCAGUUAGCAUUACUACUAGCCUCUUGUUGCCUUUGAACAGAGUUGUUUUUGAGUUGAUUAUCGGCUCCAAACUAAUGAGCUAACGUUAAAGUCGACUGUACUCCGGGAUAUGACAUGCAGAGCUCAGAUGAUCCCUAUGAGAAAUUCAUUCUCCAGCAUUUAAGGCAUUAUGGACGUUUUACAGGACAGAGUUUUUCGUUUCUUCAGAGAAGUGAUUCAACAUGUAGACUGUGGAAAAGAAGCCCUGAUUCUGCACCCACAGGUGUCUUCAACACAACUGCUGAAAGCACACACAUGGAUGAGGAACAACCACAGGCACAUCAGGAACAAUUCUCUUACAAUGUGGAGAGAUGUAUCAGGACCAGGCAGCUGCUAGUUGACCUGGAAAGUGGAAGACCUAUCCCACGCCUUAGGGAACCACUGGACCUCGUUUCUAUACCUUCAGUUUCCUGUCCCUUCCAGGGUGUUCUCUGGCCAGUUGAGUGUGCAGUCUUCUGUGACAAAAUCCAUCACAUAGAAUGGGAUCCUCCAGAUCCAGAAACAUUUUAUCAGCAGACGGGCAACGAGCAGACUCCCAUGCCAGAGGGAGAAGAAGAAGGAAUCACCGUUUAUUGUGUAGACUCGGCCACAGAAAUGCCAUACUUCACUCGGUCCUGUGUUGGUGGCAGCAGGCAGAAUAUAAAGAAUUUCACAUCAAGUGCUGACAGCCAAGAUACACCUACCCUAUCUUUUGAGUCCAGAUUUGAGAGUGGAAAUCUCCAAAAAGCAGUUAAAAUUGGUCAUUAUGAAUAUGAGCUCACUUUGCGCCAUGACAUGUACACCACAAAGCACACACAGUGGUUCUACUUCCGUGUGAAGAACAUGAAAGCUAAUGUCACAUAUCGCUUCACGAUUAUCAACCUGAUGAAAUCCAACAGCCUAUAUGAAACAGGCAUGCGUCCACUGCUGUACUCCGAGCUUGACGCCAGGCUGAAAAAAAAGGGGUGGUACCGCGCAGGCAACAACAUUCGGUAUUACCAGAAUCAGAGUGAGCAAGAGGGAAAGCCACUCUACUCACUUACCUGGACACUUGAGUUUCCUCAUGAAAAUGAUACCUGCUACUUGGCCCACUGCUACCCGUACACCUACUCAGAUCUGCAAAAUUAUUUACAAGGUGUGGUUUCAGACCCAGCUCAGUCAAUGUACUGUAAAGUGCGGGUACUGUGCCGAAGCUUGGCAGGGAACUCUGUGUAUGUACUGACUAUUACUUCGCCCUGUGGCACUUGGCAAGAGCGGAGAAACAGGCAAGCAGUGGUGGUAACAGCACGUGUGCACCCUGGAGAGACCAAUAGCUCAUGGAUGAUGCAGGGCUUAUUGGAUUUUUUGCUGGGUAAAUCACCUGAUGCACAUCUACUGAGAGAAACGUUUGUUUUUAAGAUAGUGCCAAUGCUGAACCCUGAUGGCGUGGUUGUUGGAAACUACCGCUGCUCUCUGGCAGGCAGAGAUAUGAACCGCAGCUACCAUACUCUAUUUAAGGACUCGUUCCCCUGUGUGUGGUACACUCGCAACAUGGUGAAACGGUUGCUUGCUGAGAGAAGAGUUGUGUUGUACUGUGAUUUUCAUGGACACAGCAGAAAAAACAAUGUGUUUAUGUAUGGUUGCACUAACCGUAAGAACAAACCACGUCUUCAGGAGCGCGUCUUCCCUCUGAUGAUGAGCAAAAAUGCCAAAGAAAAGUUUUCUUUCAGGAGUUGUAAGUUUAAAAUGCAGAAAAGCAAAGAAGGCACUGGUCGCAUUGUAAUGUGGAGGCUUGGAAUCCAAAACAGCUAUACUUUGGAGUCCACCUUUGGAGGCUCCACUUUAGUGGGCAGGAGAGGAACUCACUUCACUGUGGGAGACCUGAAGUCUAUGGGCUACCACUUUUGUGAUACCCUUCUGGAUUUUUGUGACCCAGACCAGACCAAGACCGAACAGUGUUUAAAGGAACUGGGGAUUUUGCUGAAACAGGACAUCAGAAGGAAGCUGGGCAAGGAAGUGGACUCGCUACAGGGUCUCACUGAUGUAGACGUUGAGUCCAGUACAAGUGGAUCAAAUAGUACAGACUCAGAUGGUCUCCCUGUUCAUCUUUUAAACUCCACAAACCAGAAGAAAGUCAAGAAGAAGCAUUUACGGAGCAAAAAAGAAAGGAAUAGAUUGCGGCAAAAGGAAUCCCAGAGUGCAAAAUCCACAAACUGUCACAGAGAACACAAAAACACUGAUUCGAUGAAAUCAAAUGACGAUUUUGUGACUGAAACACUCCAAGAAAAAACUCUAGUGAAAAAGGGGAAUGACAAAAAAACAGAUGCACAGUUAGUAAGAGCUAAUCAGUCAGAAAUGACCUGGAUCCAACAUUCCAUUCCACGUUUUUGUCUUUCUGGCCAUGAGAAGGGCAAGAAAGUCAAGAAUGGUUUAGGUUACUCGCCUAGCUUAUUAAAUGAGACUGGAGGGUCAAAAAAUCACAUCCAGAAACAAACAGAGCCCCUGGUGGUCACUUCGGUUCACGACAGAUUAUCAGGUCUGCCAGUUCAGAACCCCAUACUUUUCAAAAAGGAUAUCAAAGAAUACUCAGGAAUGAGAGGAAGAGUUUCAACAAUCCCACUGCAUAGAGUUGUUCCCAGGUUCAUUUCUGACAGAGGAUUAGAGCUCAGACGCUCUGCCCACUCCUCUUCAGCUUACACUGCUAACCAACAAAAUAUCAGCCAGAAAAGCACACCACAGUCUACAAGGAUUUCAUUUGAAUCGUGCGUACCUGAAAAAACAAACACAACAGCCUCCCUGUGGCCAAAUCCUAAAAGAAGUCCACUUGCAGGUCUGGCAUUGCUGGAGAUGGAGCAUUCCAGUAAAGCAGACCAGCUAAAUAAACACAAAACAGUGGACCACACUUUUUCCCCAGACCUGAAAAGCAUUAACAGGCCUGACAAAAGUAAAAGGAGGGCCACAGAUAAACAGCCUAUACCUAGAGAUCUGAGGCAAGAAACAUUAACUAGUGAGCAUGAAGAUACAGCUUCAUCUGGCAGCUGGAACAGUGAUGGCAGAGGCUGGAUAAAGAAGAAAUAAAAGAAUAAAGCCAUACGCCCAUGGGGAAAAAGGGUGUAAAAAGGGGUCAAUUCAAAGAAGAACAGCCUGGAAACAGAAAACGCCCAGAGGAUAUGUCCAGAAAUUCUGUGGAUUGGUGCCUUGAAGAACUAAUUUCUUCCUUCAUUUAUACAUAAAUGUUGAGUAAAGAACAAUACAAUAGUAGCAUUUGUCUUACUUGACUUGAUAUUGGAUAUAGUCAUGUACUUCUUUGGAAUUCCGAUGUACAGUAUGUUAAACUUUUUUAUUUUAUAAAAUGUUAAUUUUGUAAUAUUACUAUUAUCAUCCAGCUCAUACAAUUUUUUUUGUCAUUUGUUUAUGCCAUCAUUACAACAGAGUACAUUUUUGUUAUGUUAAAAUGUUGAUACAGAGAUCCUACUGU